AUGGGCAUAGUUUGUAUGCUAGUAUUGUGUCUAGCCUGUAUAGAACAUGUUGUCUCAGUAACCCCUGUUCGUAGGUUACCACAAAAUGGGUAUAAUGGAGAAUAUAAGCCACAAACUGAGAGCUCUGGUUGGAAAACUUGCACAUCAUGCAAAAUAAACAACCCCGAAUCCAUAUCCCAAGUGAAAUUGGAAAUUAGUGACGUGAGGGACAAUGUAGAUUUUCACUUUGGUAAUUUCAUUAAAGAACUCAAGACUCAUUUUUCACAUAUAAAAGAAGGAGUAGACAACUCAUAUCUGCCAAGGCUACAAAAGGCAUUUGAUUCUGUAAUUUACAAGAUAGAAAAUUUUAAAGCCCAAAUAAAAGUCAAUUACACCGAUACUUGUGACAAGUUCCAGGGAGACAUUAGCGACAUUAAAAGGAUUGACAAACGACUAAAGAAUACGAAAACACUUGUAUCAGAAUUUGUAUCAAAUGGAACACAGUCGUUCCUUAAAAUUUUUAAACAAUUACAAAAUGAGUUUUCGGGCUCAAGCCCAAGAAAAACAGAAAAUGAUGAACCUAGUAAAGGUCCUACAAAUAUAAAAGACGGAAAUAUUGAACUGAAAGAUGUUCCACCAGAGGCAAUUAUAAGAACAAUUGAGAGCUUCCUUACUGAUUUAACAGUGGAGGGAAACAAACUACUAGAUAAGGUUCUAUUUAAAACAUAG
Theileria equi strain WA is the source of this 708-nucleotide messenger RNA. Its product is annotated as signal peptide containing protein. The transcript has 5 exons. NCBI's taxonomy places the organism in Eukaryota, Apicomplexa, Aconoidasida, Piroplasmida, Theileriidae. The coding region runs from base 1 to 708 and encodes 235 amino acids. The record is from RefSeq and is a predicted model, not a curated record.